CGCGGCAUUCGAAAUCGCUUGGCGGGCAGGGCUUCCUCCUUGUCCUCCUCCUCCGCUGGGGGUCCGCGCGGGGCUGUGCCGGGCCGCGGCGCCACUUCUCGGGGAAAGUGCGAGCCUUGGCCGGUAAGGGCUUGCGGAAGGGAAAUACGGGUGCUGACCCUGCUCGGUGUCGCUCUCUUUAGCGAUGGCGGCGAGGGAGGCCGCCGAAAUGUCCUUCUUCAGCGUGAGCGACGUGAGAGAGCGGAUGCGGGAGAAGAAAAAGGGUGCCUUGAGGACUGCGAAGUUGAAUGCCUCGCUUGCAUCAAAAAUCAAGACGAAGAUCAUCAACAACUCCUCCACCAUGAAAGUCUCCCUAAAGCAGAACAAUAAAGCAUUGGCUCUAGCCCUCAAUGCAGAGAAAGCCAAUGCACAGCGGCUCACCCAGGAGAAGGCCAUCCUGCAGAAGGAGGUGAAGCACUGCCACUUCCAGAACGCUGUGCUGCGGCACAGGCUCUCCUUCAUGAAUAAUAUGUUGAAAAAAAUGGACGAUCUUAUGGCUGAAGUUAAGAUGGCUGAGCUGUCUGAGUUCCAUACAAAUUCUCCAUCUUUGUCCAGUGGCCAGAAGAGCAGCAUGACUGAAGAUAGCUGGACUGAUGAUAUUGCAGAUGGUCAGCUUCUGAGGGUUAUACAGAUGCCAAUGAGAGUGCCCAUUUCCCAGAUACAUGAUGCAGAGCAGCAAGCUAGCAGCUCCACAACAGUACGAACAUCCUCAGGGGAACUUCAGAGACCUGCUUCUAAUGCAGGGGAACUUCAGAGACCUGCUUCUAAUGAGCCCCUGAACAUUUUGCCUCUUGCCUCCAAAGAUACCUUGCCACCACAGCAUGAUGAGAAGCUUCAGUUCCACCAAGAGGAGAAUGGCAAGAAGGUGACUGAAGCAACGGCAACAGAGGAGGCUUUUCAUGACUCACGCAUCUUUGGAGAGGUCUUGUGCACCACUGAACAAAAUCCCAACAAUCUGCCACCACUUGCCUGGGAAAGUCAUACUCUUUCAUAUGAAGCUGAUGAGAUGGUAAAACAUGUCUUUGAUCGUUUUUCACAAGGGCACAUUACUCUGAGGAGAAAACGUUCCACCUUGUUUGCUACAAGCACUCCAUCUUCUGCUCUGGAUAUCUUACAUGUCAGUUCCACUCAGGCAGCUCAGGGUAGUACUGCACAGGACAACAGCAGCUCCAGCAAGAACAACACACAGCAGCAGCUGAGAUCUCCCAGCCCCCUGGCUUCACCUGUUCAAACUGCUGCUAUUUCUCAUAGAAACUCUGUGGGUACAGAGACUUUUUGUGAGCAGCCACAGACAAAAGAAAGGGGGUGUGGUGUUGAAACAGAUCCCAGCUUUAGCCAUGUCCCUGAGUUUGUUCCUGAAAAGGUUAAAAGCAAAGGUAACUGUAAAACUGGAGAGAAAAAGACUGUUAAGAAACCAAGAACAGGAAAAAGGAAAACAACUGCAAUUAAAAACAAUGCAGAAAGUAGUACUGAUAGUUCUCAAGCUGAAGAGUGUGCUCAAAAUACAAAGAUUCUUCAGCCAGAAGUUGCAACAUGUUCUAGUGAGACUGAAGUCUGUGAGAUGGGGCAGAAGGCAUGUGAGCCACCUGCGCACCAUUCCCACUCUCCUGAUGGAAUCCAAGACUUUGGAAGUACCUGUGAUGUGAAUCCAGAACAGCUGCAGAGUCCUGAAAGUGUUGACUUAAUGCAGCAGGUUAAGAAGGGACCUAUCUUUGAGAUGCAAAGUAUGGAGAGCUUGCUAAAACCCCCAGUUCAUACCUUCUCAAGUCAGGAAGUUCCCUCAGGUGAUUCCAGUCUACAAGAUUCUACAAAAUUCUCAAGUGUGAGCAGGAAGAGCAUCAGACAGAAAAUCAAGAGAAAAACUACAGUAAUUAGGCAAAGAGAUGAUUCUGAUGAGGAAUAUCUGCCAAACAAUGUGAUAAUACCAGAGGCCAAAGGUGAGGAACAGCCUAAAAAAACCCAAAGAAGCAGGAAGAAUACUGUCAGGGAAAGCAGUUGUGAUCAGAGAAAUGAAGUUAAUGUGUUUAGGCCCUGGAUAGGCGUUCAAGGAGCAGCUAAUGAGAGCACAAAGAAUUUGUCAGGUAAUCUUAAACAGCGCAGGGAAACAUAUAUUGUCUGUACUUCUGAUCUUGCAGGAAACUUGGGUAGUUUCCAGACAGAAUUUGAAGUGGAUGAAAAUGUUCCUCCCAAGUCUGUUCCUGGGAGCAAAGCAAGCAAAAUCCCCAGGCCUGUUAAGACAAAUCAAAAGAGCAAUAAAAAACAGACAGGGGGCCUUCAAAAAGAAGGGCAAGGUGAGGUUGACAACAACAUGAAUGCUUUGAAAAAAGAAGUCUCUUGCAAACCCAGGCCUCAGAUGAAGAGGAGCAGCUCUCAACCUCCAGAGACUGAUUCUCUGGCCAGAAAAAGUGAUGAUGCCAAAGUUCUCAUUGGAAGUUCCACAGAACCUGCAUCCAAGCAAACUGUCCUGAUGGGGAAGUUUUCCUGCAUUACACAUCUGCUGUCUGAGCCAGAUGCUUUUCUGGACGAGCAGCUACCAGACAUAUCACUUGCAGAUAGUGUUACAGACCUUUCACACAGUCUUGAAUCCUCUCAUGUGAGCAGUUCUGCAGUUCUGCCUGUCAGCUCCAGACUUACAGAAGUACCAGUUUCCAAGAGCUUAAGUACUGAGGACAACCAAAUGCCAGCAAAAUCCCAUGCUUGGUUGAAAAACUCCCUGAUAUUUAAAGAAAAGACUGAAGAGGACAUACCUGGGGAAAGGAAUCAAGUCCAGUCAAGUUCUUGGAGCUCAUCUUCACAGAAACCUGAUAUCAGGCCACUACAGGACUUGAACAAUACCAGGGUUCUGUCUCUCUCUGGCUCAGAGGAAGCAUCAGGGCGCUCAUCCAGGCGGAAACUGAAGCCAACGUGCUACAAAGAGCCAUCAAUCAACAGGAAACUGAGACAGGGUGACCCAUUUACAGACACCAAGUUCCUCCACUCUCCUCUCUACAAAAGAAAAAAGAAGCCUGGCAAUGCCAAGGGAAUGACCAAGAAGAUGAAAGAGGACAAAGAAUGGCUUCCUGAAGGAUGUCUUGGUGACAAAGCAACAGAAAGGAGUCAGAAUUAGAGUAGUGGUUUAAAGGCAGCCCCCAAGCUCCUAGAAGCUCGUGUGUUCAGCUGCAAGGCUCCAACUUUGAAUGCAGAGGCACAAGCUGACCAGGCAGCUGAACUACUCCAAGGCAACCCAAGGACCAAUUUGUCAAAUCUAGCCUUGUACUGUGGAUUUCUUCUGUUUUCAAAUCUUUGGGACUCAUAGGGUGGGGAAAGUGGUUGAUACAAAUUGAUGGAUGUCUGUUUUAAUGAUGGGCAUGGCUCUUUUGUGCUGUAUGAACAGCCCCUAGCUAUCUUCUGCUUCCUUCCUGUUCUCUCCCCGUCUGCCAUGUAAAGCUCCCUGCAGCAGAAGAUCUCUAUACCAAACAACAUUAAGGAAUAUUUGAAACAUGGGAUGUGUAGGACCUAAGCAUGUCGUCUCAAACAUUCUGAGUGUUGCUACAGAAAAUGUGAUCAGAGGAGAGGGUCCUGUGGGACAGAGCUGUUUAAAAACAUCUCCCCUUUUCCUAUGACUCCUUGCCCUUGUUAUAAAGUACCACCUUCAGCCUUCUUGUAGCUCCUUGAGGUACUGGAAGGUGCGAUAAAGUUUUUUUUAGCACCUUGUUUUCCAGGCUGAACAACCUCAGCUCUCAGUCUGUCUUCAUAGGAGAGGUAUAUUGCUGUCCUCGCUGUACUCAGAGGACUAUAGAAGAUGGAAACUUCAUUAAUAGAGGAAGAAUAGUGUCAUCUGCAGUCAGGUAAAUGCUACUACAUAGCUUACAUUUAAGCUGUACUGUUAAGUUGAAACUAGGAAACAAAAAGCCUGAGAUUCAAAAAUGCCCUUUUACCUUAUUAUUUGUUUGUUUUCUGGAAGUUACCAAGCUUUCUCUGGUACUCUGUAACUCUGGAAGCCAGGUAGGAGCUAGUUAAUAACAGGGAAUUUGUUAUAGGUGCUGUUGUAUUAGAACAUGCCUGUGUUGACCCACUGAUGUCAGAAGCCAGGCAGGAACAUAGAUCUCCAGCUGUUCCCAGUAAUUGUUUUCAUUGCCUCUAUGGAUCAAAAAUGGGACUUUUUCCAGCUGCAUUUAUGUGUUUGUACUAAUAACAGAAUAGUAUAUUGUAUUAAUUCACAUUGAAGGUACAGAGACAGCUGGUAACAGUUACAGAGCUGUGCUUCAAACACAUGGCAAUACCAGCUCCUUUAGUCUAACAUUGGUAUCUCCAUCCUAAUCACCACCUAUAUGAGUCAGCUGGAGGGGGAGAGUUUGUUCAUGUGUUUGUUCAGUUUCUGUUUUGCUGAGUGAUGAUGUAUUUGUUUGUAUUACUUCCCAAAUAAAAUUUCAAUGCAAGUGGUAUUUUUGAAUUCUUGUGUACUACCUGAUGCUUACCAUAACACUACAUGUAACACCUUUGCCUAGGCCAGAACAAAUUAAAACUCUAUU
This is a messenger RNA of Ficedula albicollis (Collared flycatcher), 4550 nucleotides long. RefSeq names its product shugoshin-like 2. The record is from RefSeq and is a predicted model, not a curated record. Gene Ontology annotation, biological process: meiotic chromosome segregation. Lineage: Eukaryota; Metazoa; Chordata; Aves; Passeriformes; Muscicapidae. Gene Ontology annotation, cellular component: nucleus; chromosome, centromeric region. Bases 185 to 3145 code for a protein of 986 amino acids. The transcript has 9 exons.